Messenger RNA from Cordyceps fumosorosea ARSEF 2679, 1476 nucleotides. Its product is annotated as cytochrome P450. The record is from RefSeq and is a predicted model, not a curated record. Lineage: Eukaryota; Fungi; Ascomycota; Sordariomycetes; Hypocreales; Cordycipitaceae. The transcript has 5 exons. Gene Ontology annotation, molecular function: heme binding; iron ion binding; oxidoreductase activity, acting on paired donors, with incorporation or reduction of molecular oxygen. The coding region runs from base 1 to 1476 and encodes 491 amino acids.
AUGCAACUACGGGUAUUGACGGGUGUAAACCUGUACAUUGCCCUCGGGGCUGUAACCACCCUUUGGGUGCUCACCAAACUCAUCACAAUCUUCCGCAACCCCAUUUCAAGGGUACCCGGUCCGUGGUACACGCACUUCACAGCCCUGCCCAACCAAAUGUCCAUGUUCAAGGGCUUUACUCCCGGACACGCCCACAAGCUACAUCAAAAAUAUGGACGCAUCGUUCGCACCGCGCCCAACGAGAUCAGCAUCGCCGACAUGGACGACAUCAAAAAGGUCUACGGCCACAAGGAGACCUUCCUCAAGCACCCGGCCUACCGCGCGCUGGCGCCCAGCAAGGUCGACUCCAUGUUCAACACGAGCGAUGUCGAGCUGCACCGCCGCUACCGCCGCCUCCUCGCCUCGCCCAUGUCCGAGUCGUCGCUCAAGACGGCCAUCCCGGACGUCCACUCGCGCGCCACCGCCGCCGUCUACAGGAUGUCCGAGGAGCUGCAGUCGCGCGGCGUCAUCGACGUCUACAAGUGGUGGUUCUUUUACACCACCGACACCCUAGGCGAGCUGACCUUUGGGUCGUCGUUUAACAUGAUUGAGAGCGGCAAGAAAAACCAAUACUUUGAAGACAUCCUCGCGGUCAACAAAUUCGGCGGCAUCCGCCUGCUCGUCCCCGGCCUCACCAAGCUCGCCCAGUACAUCACCAUCCCCGUCGUCGACAACGCCGUCGCCGGCGGCCAGCGCAUGCGCGCCUACGCGCAGCAGUCCAUCGCGCGCCAAAAGGCCGCCGCGCUCUCCGGCGACGACAAGGCGCGCGGCACGCUCUUCAGCAAGGUCUUCCAGGCCAAGGACGACGACACCCUCACCGAGGAGGAGGUCACCGUCAACGCGCAGACCUACAUCGUCGCCGGCUCCGACACCACCAGCAACACCCUGACCUACCUGACCUGGGCGGUGGCGCAGCGGCCCGACAUCCGCGCCAAGCUGGUCGGGGAGGUGGCGAGCUUGCCGGACGGGUUCACGGAGGCGGACACGCGUGGGCUGAGAUACUUGGAGAUGGUGAUUGCGGAGACGAUGAGGCUGCACGCGGCGGCGCCGUGCUCGCUGGCGAGGGUCGUGCCCCCCGGGGGCGUGAGUCUGGCCGGCGGGUAUCAUGUGGAGGAGGGCACGACGAUCGGGUGUCAGGGGUACACGCUGCACCGCGACGCGGAGGUCUUUCCGGAGCCGGAGGAAUUUCGGCCGGAGCGCUGGGAGAACCCGACGAGGGCGAUGAAGGAGGCCUACAUGCCGUUUGGCCGGGGCGCGAGAACUUGCGUCGGCUCACACCUCGCCAUGAUUGAGAUUCGUCUUGGUGUCUGCCUCUUCUUCCGCCAGUUCCCUAACGCCACUGUGUCUACCAAGGAGGGCAUGUCGGACGCGGACAUGGAGUCCAAGAUUUACUUUCUCAACAGUCCUGCUGGAAAGCGCUGCCUCAUUGAGGGUUGA